Messenger RNA from Physcomitrium patens, 803 nucleotides. RefSeq lists its product as uncharacterized. The record is from RefSeq and is a predicted model, not a curated record. Lineage: Eukaryota; Viridiplantae; Streptophyta; Bryopsida; Funariales; Funariaceae.
UGUGUAAGUGUAUGUGUGUUGCGUCGCAGGUCGAAGCAGCAGCUUGCCCCCUGUGCUUUCGAAAUCCACCAACGCCCUCCAUAUCUCUCAUCGGUGCGUCCGAAACCAUGUCUUCUUCGUUAGCAAUGGCCAGCGCGCGGGUCGCACCUAUCAGCGCUUCGAGGCCUCUCUCUUCGGCGUUUUCAUGGACUCCCCAGGCUUCAUCGCUCACCCUCAGAUCUGCCAUUUCAGCCGUCCCAGUCCGACAGGCGUCGAAUGGAGAAUUGAAGGUCAGGGUAUCAUCAGAGGGAAAUUGCUCCAGGCGCAAAUCAAUGGUCCUCGCUGGAGGCGUUGCGGUUGAUGGACUCUUCCUCUUGCUGUCUGCACGCUCCGCUGAAGCGCGCACCGUCAAACCAGAAGUGCGGAAGAAGUUGAGAGAGGCCAUUGAGGAGCUGAAGGAGAAGACCGAGAAAGCCACGAAGGUGGUCAAGAAGAACGUGUAAGAUAAGGCGAAUGAAGUUCGUGAGAAGGUGGCCGAAAAAUAAACUUGUUCGCAGAUUCUCUUUCCAAAGAGGCUGGAAGUAUGUGAGGAUCUUCAUGUACGAUUGUGUAUUUCAGACUUUCAGAGAAAUCUGAGCGUCUAAACCGUCAUCGGAUCUUAAUUUACGAUGUUUGUGACCAUUGCCAGAGGUACUGUCGAGAUAGGUGUUGGUGUUGCAUGGUCUCAACCACAUCCCUCAACAGUACAACUUUCUCAAUAACCACAUGGAAUAUGCUAAAUGCAGCAGCGUUGUUUGUCAACCCUUGCUGAAAAUUCUUUAGCA